AUGAUUGACGCAAGACUUUUAUGGCAUAUCGAAACCCUUACCUCAAUUCUCGACGAGCUAAAGGAGGAGAACCUGGGCAGCGUAAAGUCAUCCCAUCCAACACCACCCAAGAGAUAA
Sclerotinia sclerotiorum 1980 UF-70 is the source of this 117-nucleotide messenger RNA. RefSeq lists its product with no specific name. The record is from RefSeq and is a predicted model, not a curated record. The transcript has a single exon. Lineage: Eukaryota; Fungi; Ascomycota; Leotiomycetes; Helotiales; Sclerotiniaceae. The coding region runs from base 1 to 117 and encodes 38 amino acids.